CCCUGUCCUGGCUGUGCAUGUGUCUGUGUGUGCAUGAGUGUGUCGGGGGGGUCCACUGAUGCACACCUCACUUGAACCCUCUGGUUAGGCUAUGGUCCUGCACUCUCUUUCUCUCUAUCUAUUUGGACGUUUCUGACUGAAUAGUUGACAAAUGAGACUAAAGCACUAGAAGAUGUACUACGUUAAAAAGAAGUCCCAAUACAACUUGCUGAGCAGCAGCAUGGAGAGCCUGGGGAGCCGUGCGACAUCCGCCAGCCCCUACAGCUCGGAGAACGCCUCCUCGUCGGCCGUGCCCACCCCCUCACCCUACUCCCAGCCCAACUCAACCUUUGAGGGCCUGUCACCUGCCCCGGCCAUCCCCUCCAACACCGACUAUCCUGGACUGCACACAUUCCAGGUGUCCUUCCAGCAGUCUAGCACUGCCAAGUCUGCCACAUGGACCUACUCUCCCUUGCUGAAGAAGCUCUACUGUCAGAUUGCCAAGACCUGUCCAAUCCAAAUCAAGCUGUCCUCCUCUCCUCCUCAUGGCAGCAUCAUCAGAGCCAUGCCUGUCUACAAGAAGGCGGAGCACGUCACAGAAGUGGUCAAACGCUGCCCCAACCACGAACUAGGACGAGACUUCAACGAUGGUCAAGCAGCCCCGGCCAGUCACCUGAUCCGAGUAGAGGGGAAUAACCUCUCUCAAUACGUGGAUGAUCCUGUCACUGGUCGGCAGAGUGUCUGCUUGCCGUAUGAGGCUCCACAGGUGGGGACUGAGUUUACCACCAUCCUGUAUAACUUCAUGUGCAACAGCAGCUGUGUGGGCGGCAUGAAUAGAAGACCCAUCCUCAUCAUCAUCACUUUGGAAAGCAGGGAGGGUCAAGUUUUGGGCAGAAGGUCGUUCGAAGGUCGGAUAUGUGCGUGUCCUGGCCGAGACCGCAAAGCGGACGAGGACCACUUCAGGGAACAACAGGCCCUGCAUGAGAGUGUGGCCAAAAAUGGCAGCGCCAACAAGCGCAACUUCAAACAGAGUCCUCCAAAUAUUCCCAGUCCAAAUAUUAACAUGAGGAAGAGGCGGCAUGGAGAAGAAGAGAUUUACUAUAUUCCCGUUCGUGGUCGGGAUAACUUUGAGCUGCUGAUGAAGAUUAAAGACAGUUUGGAGCUGGUGGAGCUGGUGCCACAGACACUUGUGGACUCCUACAGACAACAAACACAGCAGCAGCUUCUGCAGAGACCGAGCCAUGUAGCAUCCCCCUCCCCUUACUCUCCAAUGUCCAACAUGAACAAACAAAAUGUCCACGGAGGCCUCAACAAACCACCCUCUGUCAACCAGCUGAUGGGGCAGCAGCCCCAGCAACACCACACUGCCCCCAACUCCAUAGCGCACAUGGGUUCAAACAUGCUCAACAGCCACCACAUGCAGGGAAAUGGUGAAAUGAAUGGUGGACACAGCAGUCAGACAAUAUUGUCUGCCUCCCACUGCAGCCCGCCCCCUCCGUAUAACCCUGACCCCAGCCUUGUCAGUUUUCUAACCAGUCUGGGCUGUCAGAACUGCAUUGAGUACUUCACCUCCCAAGGCCUCCAAUCUAUCUACCAUCUCCAGACUCUCUCCAUGGAGGAUUUAGGUGCACUGAAGAUACCGGAGCAGUUCCGCCUUGCCAUCUGGCGAGGUCUGCAGGACAUGAAACAAGUUGCUCCCCUCCAAAUGCCUGCUUCCACUCAUCACCAUGACUACCAUGGCCAGCAACUUCUUCGCUCCAGCAGCAACAUGACUGCAUCUGCCAUGGCGGCCAUUGGGGCUGCCAGCGGGGAACUCCAACGGCAGCGCGUCAUGGAGGCUGUGCACUUUCGUGUCCGCCACACCAUCACCAUCCCCAACAGGUCAGGUGUCGUUGGGACAUCGGGGAUGGCGGCAGCUAAUGAUGAAUGGGCUGACUUUGGUUUUGACAUGCCCGACUGCAAGCUGUCGCGCAGUAGGCACUCCAUUAAGGAGGAGUUCAUGGAAAGUGAUGUUCAUUGAGCCUGAAGAGAAUCUCUGGAUCCAAUAUGGUUGCCAGCAUUUGCCUAGUUACAAAGUAAAGGCAUCUAACUAUAAUUAUGCUUUUUAGUCAGUGAUCAAGUUCCAUUUCGUUCGGCCGACAUUUCAGUGUGUUUAAUGCACUUUUCUGUGCGGUCUUGAUUUUGUGCUUGAACAGUUGUUCCACCCAGAGAUUUGAACAUGAGAUGACACAAAAAGACAUCUCAAGUCUAAAUAGCAAAUGCCACUGUGGUAAUAGCAUUAUCAGGACAAUGCUAAACACAUAUGGUCUGGACUAUACUUUUUGGGAUUCUGACAAGUGACUGUUGAUAAACGUUGUUUUUUCUUCUUCUGGAAAACGUAAUGUUGAUUAGUUGCACAUAAUUUUUUUUAUUAGCAUCUAGUACAUUCAUAGUGAACAUAAAAUGUAGCAAUUUCACAAUCGCACAAAUGUCACAGUAGAAGAAUCACAGACUCCCAAUUUUCUAGUUUGAAUUUUGUCUUUUAAUACACACAAUUAAUUCUCAGCU
This is a messenger RNA of Cyclopterus lumpus (lumpfish), 2526 nucleotides long. RefSeq names its product tumor protein p73 (gene tp73). Gene Ontology annotation, molecular function: RNA polymerase II cis-regulatory region sequence-specific DNA binding; protein binding; DNA-binding transcription factor activity, RNA polymerase II-specific. Gene Ontology annotation, biological process: protein tetramerization; apoptotic process; regulation of transcription by RNA polymerase II. The coding region runs from base 173 to 1999 and encodes 608 amino acids. The record is from RefSeq and is a predicted model, not a curated record. Lineage: Eukaryota; Metazoa; Chordata; Actinopteri; Perciformes; Cyclopteridae. Gene Ontology annotation, cellular component: nucleus. The transcript has 12 exons.